AUGUUUUUGCCAAAGGUGAAGAUUCUAGUGUUUAGCAACACGACUGCGGUGGAACUGGUUUUCAAUAGGCCUCUCGAUACCUUGAAUAACCUCCUCUUUAAAGAAAGCAAGAUUUCAAUAGUUUCUAUGACUGCUUUUAUCGCUCAUUUUGGACCUGAUGAGACAGCUGCUAUAUGUGUUAUGUUGGCUUCCAGUAUCUUGUGUGGAGGACUGUACGAAUUUGAUUCUCUGGUUUCAGUGAGAGUAGCUGAGCUUUACGAGCUUGAAACCAAGAUUCGGUCUCUGGAGGACUUGAUAGUAAGGGCUGAAGAUUCAGCAAACCACAGACACCAUUAUGACAUUACAAUAUCUGUCCUUGAAGAAAGCUUAAGCCGAUCUUUGCUUGAGUUAGAGUUUCAUCAAUUGGUUUGUUCUAAAGAAGAUGACCACAUUGCAAAAGUUCUCAUAUCUGCCAUAACAGAGAAUCGUUCCGACUCGGAGUCUAUUAGGGAUCUACUACUUGAUAGCUGCUCAAGUUACCUUAAGGAGGCUAAAAAAGCUGGAGCAAGUGGACAAGAAAGGAGGAAGAGAGACUGA
Messenger RNA from Microthlaspi erraticum, 576 nucleotides. The record is from the annotation of a GenBank genome assembly. NCBI's taxonomy places the organism in Eukaryota, Viridiplantae, Streptophyta, Magnoliopsida, Brassicales, Brassicaceae.